Messenger RNA from Panicum hallii, 1433 nucleotides. RefSeq names its product E3 ubiquitin-protein ligase RHA1B-like. The transcript has a single exon. NCBI's taxonomy places the organism in Eukaryota, Viridiplantae, Streptophyta, Magnoliopsida, Poales, Poaceae. The record is from RefSeq and is a predicted model, not a curated record. Gene Ontology annotation, molecular function: ubiquitin protein ligase activity; zinc ion binding. Gene Ontology annotation, biological process: protein ubiquitination. The coding region runs from base 371 to 1018 and encodes 215 amino acids.
GCAGGUCGAGACGGGUGGUCCAAAGAAAACUCCCCCUCCGCUGUAGUGGGUCGCCGAGCAGAGCGCCAGCACGAGUCCGAGUCCACCAGACCACCGCUCGGCCAAUCCCAAGAGAGAGGAGACCAACGCGCCCGCACACGCAAACCAACCAACCACUUCUCUUCCCGCGGCCGUCACCGAUGUUUCCGCGUUACUCCCCGCACGCCCCCGCAGCCCUGCUCCGCUCGCCGCUUUAUAAACGAGCUGCCCCGGCUCAGUCCUCCUCCACCCACGCACGCACACAAGCACGAACGCGCCAGCACCUCCACGCCCGCCGCCACCACUAAGCUCCGCUCCGCUGCCCACCGGCGGCUCCAAGAUCGACGCGACGAUGGGCUUCCCCGUGGGGUACUCGGAGAUGCUGCUCCCGCGCGCGCUGCUGCAGGUGCUCCUCCUCCUGGGGCACCUCCACCGCUUCCUCCUCUGGGCCUUCCACGCCGUGGGGCUCGGCGACCUCAUCGACCUCGGCUGCAACGAUUACCCCGCGCCGCCCUCCGCGGCGCUGGCAGAGCGAACCGGGCGCGACGCGAGCGCGACGCUGCAGCACCGGCGGUCGGAGUUCAGGCCCGUACCGGCGGUGCUCGUCGAGGAGGCGCUCCCCGUGGUGCGGUUCGAGGAGCUGGCGGGCGCGGCGUGCGGGGGCGGCGACUGCGCGGUGUGCCUGAGCGGCAUCGGCGCCGGCGACGAGGUGCGGCGGCUCAGCAACUGCCGCCACGCCUUCCACCGCGGCUGCCUCGACCGCUGGAUGGCGCACGACCAGCGCACCUGCCCGCUCUGCCGCGCGCCGCUCAUGCCGGGGGCCGCCGCCGCGGGGGACCCCAGCUGGGCCGCCGCCGCAGCCGCGCCGUGGGCCGACGCCGCCGACCACGACAUGUCCUACCCGUCGUCCCUGCCGUCGACGCCGCUGCUGAUGGUGCCCACCCCGACGCUGCUGCGGCCGCACGAGCUGCUGCUCAGCGGCCUGGGCGGCUUCCAGUGAGCCGCGGCCGCUGCGCGGCCGGCGGACUGGCAGGUCACGCGGAUCCGUGGCGAGGCAAACCGCGUCGUCAUGUGCGGCCCACACCGGCCGGUCGGUCGGUCAGACGGGUGACCGCCGCCAAAGCUGCUCAACCACCACCCAAGUCUGCUGCAGUAGCGCACGGUUGGCCUCGUGCCAUCAUCGUCUUCGCCGGCCUCGGCAUGUCGGCCGGCGAAAGUCGAAAGCAACGGCAAAGGAGACCGCCCCGGUUUUUACAGCGGCUCCGGAAAGGAAAAGGAGUGAAAAAAGAAAAAAAAUUAGGAAAUUAAUUAACCAAGUAGGUUGCUGUGUAGUAGGCCGAUUCCGUCUUCCAAGCCAGUGGAGUUGCGAAUCUUUUUGCAGAUGAAAUGAAAUUUGUUGAACAUGAACUCUGAAA